This is a messenger RNA of Sinocyclocheilus anshuiensis, 3484 nucleotides long. RefSeq names its product bicaudal D-related protein 2-like. The record is from RefSeq and is a predicted model, not a curated record. Bases 418 to 1755 code for a protein of 445 amino acids. Gene Ontology annotation, biological process: Golgi to secretory granule transport; vesicle transport along microtubule. Lineage: Eukaryota; Metazoa; Chordata; Actinopteri; Cypriniformes; Cyprinidae. The transcript is spliced from 11 exons.
CCUCCCUGCCACCUUUCAUGCUAAGUGUGGAGCAGGAACUUCCCAGACUGGGAAGCAGCCUGUUUUAUUCCAAGAAAACACUUUUCAGCAACAUUAAACAUAAUGGUGGGGAAAUAUCGGCAUUAAGAAGGAAGAUUUAUAAGGAAGAACAAUAAAUCAACUGAUGAUUCCACCCUCGAAGGAAGCUUCCGCCUCAGUACACCCUACAUGUGACACACACAAGUGUUGAUCAUCUUUUGAAGGAUAUACAAAACCAAAAGGUGUCAGGUUCUGUGUUUUCUUGUUAACUCUGAAGAAAAUCCAGGCUAGACUAGAGCAUUGGACAUUUCGACUGGGAAGGAUGCAGAUGAACAACUUUUGACUAUCAGGACGGUUACUUGGGAGUCCUGUUCAGCCGUGAACUUUAGGGACGGACCAAUGUUUCCAUCCAAGAAGGAGAACCUACCCUCUCCCAUCCUGGAGGAUUCUUUCUUCCCCUUUUCUUCAUCACACUCUUCCUCCGGUCACCGGAUCAUGGCUCCUACAAUGGGAGUAGAUGAUCUUCUCACCUCACCUCAGAAUGACAGCAGUCCUACACUGCUGGAAAAGGACCUGAUCUUGGCUGCUGAGGUGGGCCAAGCUUUGCUGGAGAAAAACGAGGAGCUGGCAGCUCAGAUAGAGCAGAUGGAAAGGGAGAUGGAGGCCAUGCAGCAGGAGAAACACGUGCUGCAGCGAUGUCUGGAGGUGCGGGACCUCGAGGCAAGUCAGCGGGAAGCAGAACUGCAGGCUGACAUCACAGCGUUGCGUGCGCAGUUGGAACAAAAACACAUUCAGAGUCGUGACCGGCGUCAUGAAGAAAGUGAGCAGCUGACUCAGCUAUCCAACCACAACCAAAAACUUGUGGAACAGCUGGCAGAGGCAGUGGCUUUAGAGCAUACUUUGCGUACUGAGCUUCGUUCUUUGAGAGAAGAAAUGGAGGAUACAAGUUUUAGAAAAUCCAUAAGCUCUGCUAGACUGGACAGUCUGCAAGCAGAGAACAGUGUUUUGAAAGAGCGCUGUACUCAUAUGGAUGAACGACUGAAGUCAACUCAAGAAGACAACCACCGGCUGAGAUCUGAGAGGGAUGGAUUGAGAGAGAGGGUGAUUGAGCUACAGACCGGUCUGAAAGAUAAAGAAACGGAGCUGGAACAGGAGCACAGCACAGUGUUUCAGCUGCGCACAGUCAACCGUACCCUACAGCAAAGGUUUGAAGCCUUGGGAGAAGAGGCCAAUCUGGGGGAGACUACCUGUUUCCCUUUGUCACUUCAGAGUGAGAUCCAACAGUCCCAGGCCAAAGAAACCAUUUUGGCCCAUUCAGCCAUUUUGCAAGAAAAAGAAGAAGAAAUUCAGAGGUUACAGAAAGAGCUACAGUCUAGAGAAACUGAAUUAGAAGAGCUGAGGGAGGAGGUGAAGCCAUUUCAUAACAGUCCUGGUAAACCUACUUACAGUGCCUUGGAAGAGGAGAUCAUUUUGGCCCGACAAGAACGUGAUGCACUCAACCAGCAGCUUCUGAACACUAUUAGACACAAAGUGGCACUGUCUCAGGAAGUUGAUUCUUGGCAGGAGGACAUGCGUCUGGUGAUCUGUCAUCAGGUUCAACUCCAACAACAAGAGAAGGAAAAGGAAAACAAAGAACAGACAGGCUUUCAAAGAGGCACUCGCACCACCAAAUCACUGCGUGUAAGUGGGGAAGAUGGAAGGAAAGGGUUUUUCUCUUCUCUGUUUGGGGGAGACUGACUAGACGACAAAUAAGAAGGGACAAGAAAGGAAGAGAAUACAAUAACGAGAGAUUUCUCACUUUUGUCUACAAAUGGCAAAUAAUCUUUAAAAUCAUCCAAAUGUGUGAAUAGAAAGAAAUUAUAUGUACUCCAUAGUGGCACUAUUGCAUAUUUAUGUUUUCCAAUAUUUAUUUGCAACUUCAAAAUCAUACAUAAAAAUAAAUGUAUAGCAUUUACUUUUUUCUCGACUCUUUUAUAGGAGGGGUUAAUCAUUCUUAAACCAUAAAAGAAACGACGUCUUUAGCACCAUUAAAGGCAGCGUUCAGUAAGGCAUUAUGCAGCAUUACAGUCAGUAACAUUUCAUGUAAACAAAACCUUCUCACUCUCAGGCUGUCAUAUUUUUAAAUGACAAGACAGACUUGUGCCCCAAUAUACAUAUAACCCAGGAUAAUAAAAAAAAAAAAAACUUUUACUAGAUAUUGUAGCACCAUUUUAAAAUAGAAAAUGUUUAGAAAGUGCUUUACAGAAAACAAGUGUUUGGACAUAAACACAUUCACAUACAUAUGGUAGGAUAUGACAUGAAAAUAAAACCGGCACAGUAAAACGGUUGUGUCAUGAAAGAUACAUGAAGAUUAUUUAUAUCUUUUGUGUGCCAGUAGUGAAUAUGAAUUAGAUUUCUAAACAUUCCUUUUACAAAUACUGUAAUAAUUCGGAACAAAAACUCUUAUAAACAGGAGACAAACAAACUAUCAACUAUCUUACAAACUGUCUUUGAAUCCGUUUAAAAAACAAAAACAAGAAUUCUAUGAAAACUGUGGGAACUGCACUACAUUACACUCUUUUUAAGAACUUGUGAAAAGAUGCUAUAAAGAGGAUGUUUAAAAAAAUAUUUCCAUUAAUCAGAUUUUUGGAGUGACCACCAUUUAGCAGUUGUUUCUAUUUAUUUUCAUCUUCCAUCAGAUUUUAUAUAUAGAGAUUUUCACUGUAGUUGUCUCAGAUCCCAGUUUGUGUAAAUUAUGGUAUGGUAAUUUUGGUAUGUAUUUUGCAUGACAUAGAAUACACUAGAAUACUCUUAGAAUUUCAAUUGUCCAAUAUUUCAGGUCAAUCAGGUAUUGCACUGCAUCUUAAUUUGCUUAAUGUAGCAUCUGGAGUCCGUCAUCAAAGUGUCUGAAUGGCCAUUUAUUGCCUAGAUGAUCAGUCAUUUGACGAGUUGCAUCACAGUGACAGAAUGUGCAGCUCAAACUUAUUCCUGAAGUAGGCGCACUUUCCAUAGUUCAAAAUGUGUUCAACAUGGCCCGCUUAUAGUACCUCAACUGGGCAAUCAGCAACAAGAUGGCCAUUAACCAGCAAUGUUUAGGUCCAACGUUCCUUCUAUUCUACCAUACAGAAUUCAGUUUUAGAGUCAAACAGAUUUUCGUGUAUAGAGCAUGAUAUCUGGAAGAUCCAAGAGUUCCUGAUGCAGGAGAAAACUGUAAGUGCUAUUAAGAUGAACGGAUAGUCCUCUCCAGGCAUAACAGACCCCCAGAUUAGGUUUCUAUACCAGCAUCUUCUCAAGUGUUAUUCCUUGAUGUUAUGGAUGUUCUAAUCAUCUGCAUCACCAAAUUUAACACAGAGUUUUGCAUGGCUCUGGUGAAAGGUGGAUACUUUUUUGCUUGAAUUUGGUUACAGACUCCACCUUUCGAAGUAGGUUCAGGAUAUGUAGAUCCUCUUUAAGGGCCUUCAUAGUUUAGAUCAGGGGUGGGGAACGU